AUGUCUCGUUUUGUCUGGCCCCUUCUAUUGAUCGCUCUUUCGUUAAGAGUUAUCCAUGGACAGAACUUCACAAGUCGCAUCAUUGGUGGCUCCUCGGUGGACAUCAAGGAGGCUCCUUACCAGGCGAACAUUGUUGUGGAUGGAAAUCCUCGUUGCAGUGGUGCCAUCAUUGGUAACAAGACUAUCCUCACGGCUGCUCGAUGUGUAUAUGGAUGUUCCACCAGUUCGGUAAGGGUUCGAGUUGGCUCCAGCUCCAGAGAGGGCGGUGGAACUCUGGCCAGGGUCUGCGGCAUAAAUAAUCAUCCGCAAUACUCUUCCGAUCGUUAUGACAACAACCUGGCGAUUUUGGAACUUUGUGACCGCCUCAAUUUCACGGACUCCGUUAAAUCAAUCAACGUGACGGAUAAGGUGCCGGAUGAUUUAUCCCUAGCCGAGGUCACCGGUUGGGGCUCCACCAGUUGGUGGGGAAGCUGGUGGGACAGGAAAUUUGGCAGUCUGCCAGAUCAACUGCAAGUCGCCACGGUGAGCCUCUACAAUCGGGAACAGUGCGCCAAUGACCUAUCUGGCUGGUUCUGGAUCAAGGACUAUGGUGUCUCGGAUCUGACCAUUUGCACUUAUAGGUACAAUAAGGCAGCCUGUUCCUACGACACAGGAGCUCCGCUCGUUAAGGACAAAAAACUCGUGGGUAUUCUCUCCUAUGGCGGAUGCUCAAAAUAUCCCGAUGUUUAUACCAAUUUGAUCAGGUUCAUGAGCUGGCUGACCGAGGUGAUAACAACCAGUGAAAAUACCACUGAUAAAGCACCAAGUAAUACUACAACUACUCCAACAACUACUAAGCAUGGAGAUUCUAAAGGCCCUAAUUCUACAACGUCUGCCGGUUUUACAGGCCUUAAUUAUACAAUGGCUGCAGGUUCCACAGGUUUUAAUUAUACUAGGCCUACAAGUUCCACAGACCGCAAUUCUACUACGUCAAGUUAUACGAAGCUCACAUCCAGUACGUCUAAAGGUUUUACAAAACCGAAAAGUACUACGUCUAAAGGUUUUACAAAACCGAAAAGUACUACGUCUAAAGGUUUUACAAAACACAAAACUACUACGUCUAAAGGUUCUACAAAAGACAAACCUACUGCAUCUAACGGUUGUUAAGCCCAGAAGAUUUCUAUCAAUUCUUCGAGUCUAUGGAAAAAGUUCUCUAACGAAAUGAAUGGCACCUCAUAAGUAAAUUUUCCUGUCCUUAAUUUGUUCAAUUAAUUUUAAUAAUAAAUUGCAAUGCUG
Molecule: messenger RNA, 1275 nt
Organism: Drosophila serrata
Lineage: Eukaryota; Metazoa; Arthropoda; Insecta; Diptera; Drosophilidae
Product: trypsin beta-like
Biological process (GO): proteolysis
Molecular function (GO): serine-type endopeptidase activity
Source: RefSeq, a predicted model, not a curated record